Corylus avellana is the source of this 1602-nucleotide messenger RNA. The record is from RefSeq and is a predicted model, not a curated record. NCBI's taxonomy places the organism in Eukaryota, Viridiplantae, Streptophyta, Magnoliopsida, Fagales, Betulaceae.
AUGGGAACAACAGCGGAGGAACUGUCCCGGCUUUGGGAGAAUCUCACUCUAAUGGAGGAAGAAGGUGCAGAUUUGACCAUUGGGGAAUCUGAUCUAGCCCCUCUGGCAGCGAGAGAAGUCUCUUGUGUUGUUGGGAAACUAUUAGCAGAUCGAGUUGUGGGGAAGGACGUGAUCAAAACACCACUAAUCCGGGCUUGGCACCCAAAUGACUGGAUCUCUUUUAAGGCGUUAGGUGCAAACUUAUUUCUAAUCGAAUUUGGGAAUGAAUGUGAUAAAGUCCGGAUUUUAGAAGGCCGGCCAUGGAAGUUUGAUGAUCAUCUAUUUGCCAUAGUGGAUUAUGAUGGAGUAACUUCGCCUUUCGAAUUGGAGUUUGAUAAGGCGUCUUUCUGGGUACGCAUGUUUGGCCUUCCGCUGUCUUGUAUGGGCAGAGAGGUGGGGAUGAAGAUUGGUGCUUCGGUGGGAGAGGUUGAAGAUAUCGAUGUUACAGAAGAAGGAGUGGGGUGGGGGGAGUUUCUGAGGGUUCGGAUUCGUCUGGACCUCUCAAAACCGCUCUCACGUGGGAGAACCAUUAACCUUCGGGGUAAAUCCUUAUGGAUUGCUUUUCAAUAUGAAAAGAUCCCCCAAUAUUGCUAUACCUGUGGGGUCAUAAAGCAUGGCAAGCAAGGUUGUGGAGGAACUGCAGGAUGGAGAAUCAAUGGGGGAGAGAAAAAAGUCGAAUUUGGUCUUUGGCUUCGGGUUCCAUCACCGACGAGGAGACAUGGGAGGGGUGGCGGCUGGGCUACUGGAAGUGGUAACAGAUAUGGGGAUCCAGCAGGAACUUGCUAUGGCGAUCGGGGACAAAGAAAUAGAUAUGGGCAAAGGAGGGAAGCGGAGCCGGAGAAGGAUCCACAUGAUGGCGAUUCAUCGGAAAACUCCAAAACUCCGGUGAGGGCUAGCUUCGGAAAAUCCCAUGAGCGCAGCCCUUCUAUUAGCCCAAAUCUCCGGAACGCUAAUUAUGGGAGGCUGAAAUUACGGGAUGAGGAGCUGAUUGAGGAUGGAGAUUCGGGCGGAGUUAAUGGUGACAUUAAUUCUUGUCCCAACGGGGGAAAGCGUGUUCACACAGAAGCUUUCGAAGGCAUUCAAAACGUAAAUUAUGGGAGGUUACAGCUUCGGGAUGAAGAGAAUAAUGAGGGUGACAAUUUAGGAGCGAAUUAUGAUGGUGUAAAUUCUUGUCCUAAUGGGGAGAAGAAUAUCAAUGUCGCCGAUUUGGGAGCCAAGCCGAGGAGCCAUUCUUUAAAGGAAAAUUGUAUAGAGGGGGAACGUAACAUAUACGUGGGCCAAUGGGAUUCCAUUAAGGAAAAAAUGAUAUGGGCAACUGUUGACAAAAGGGUUGAUUUAGAUGACAUCAGGGGUGGGGGCUUAGCUGGCAGUAAGACUCCUCUACCUCCUGUCGGCCAAAACAAUGUGUCACCAGCCUUUGUUUUUGGAACGACCAAUGUGCAGGGUAGUAAUCACGUGGCUUCUCCAAAGAGCAAAAAACUGAAAACUCCAAUGAGACAAAAGUAUGAACAUGGUAGCAUGGAUGUACGUAGAGGCAUGGGGAAUAAUGGUUUGGGAAAAUGA